Molecule: messenger RNA, 1212 nt
Organism: Ostertagia ostertagi
Lineage: Eukaryota; Metazoa; Nematoda; Chromadorea; Rhabditida; Trichostrongylidae
Source: the annotation of a GenBank genome assembly
AUGUUGCGAUUGGGUGGUUCUCUCCGGUCGGUUCGCUGUUUCGCCACAGCUACAGCUGCAGCGGUCAAGAAGCCGACUACAACAGGGCAAAUAUUGUGGCUGAUCGAUUUGGCUGUCAGGACUCCAUUUGCUGUAUCUGGCACAGUAUUCAAGGACCUCUGGGCAGUUGACCUACAAAGAGAGGCCUUGAAAGCUUUGAUAGCUCGCACUCAUAUUCCUUACAAGGACAUCGACCACAUAAUUUGUGGCACUGUGAUUCAAGAGUGCAAGACAAGCAAUGUCGCCAGAGAAGCUGCGCUGCAGGCCGGAAUACCCGACAAGGCUCGAAAAGCUAUGCUAGGCAUGCAGAAGGCAAAAACUGCUGGAGACAAGCUGAAGAUAGGCAAGUACAUCCUUAAAGUCAUUUUGGUUGUUCGUGAUAAUAGAGCGGAUAUUGUGCGGAACAUGUUUGCACCCGAAUUACCAGCUGUGGCUGAAUUUUCCACUGGCGAAACGAUGGGACACAGCGGUGAUCGGCUUGCGGCUGCCUUCAAUGUUUCAAGGAAAGAGCAGGAUGAGUUCGCCCUCCGAUCGCACAAGCUAGCGAAGGCGGCAGCAGAUGCAGGAAAAUUGAAAGAUAUUAUCCCUGUGUUUUUGGAUGGAAAGAAGCCGCAAACAGUGAAAGCUGAUAAUGGUGUUCGUGUAUCUACCCCUGAAAAGAUGGCAACACUGAAGCCUGCGUUCGUGAAGCCUCAUGGAACCGUUACUGCUGCUAAUGCCUCCUUCCUGACCGACGGUGCCUCAGCUUGCCUCAUUAUGACAGAAGACUAUGCCCUGGCUAACGGCUAUAAACCUAUGGCCUAUCUGCGACAGUAUCAAUAUGUUGCCCAGGAUCCGAAGGACCAGCUACUUCUCUCACCGGCUUAUGUGAUUCCUAAGCUGUUGGAUAAGGCCGGACUUACAUUAAAAGAUGUGGAUGUCUUUGAAAUCCAUGAGGCUUUUGCUGGACAAGUUCUUGCCAACCUCAAUGCUCUCGACUCCGACUACUUCUGUAAGGAGCACAUGGGCCGGUCGGGUAAAUUUGGACGCUUGCCAAUGGAAAAGAUCAACAACUGGGGUGGAUCUCUUUCAAUAGGACAUCCGUUUGGAGCUACAGGUGUUCGGCUAGUCGCUCAUGCAGCUGGUAGACUGAAGGUACUUGGCUUAGUUCUAAUAAUUAUUACAUCAGUCUAA